AUGGACUGGCAGGAUCGCCUUGUGGACCCCACCUUCGUGGGAUCCAAGACCACCCAGGUUCUUCGAAAGAUUGAGGUGUCCCAGGCUGGGGAGUGCUGGAGGAGCCUCGCUCAUGGACAGAGAUUUUGGGUGCGGUCCGAAUCGCCGGCGGCUAUCGAUGAUGUGGUGACUUUUUAUGGAUGGCUGGUUUGUGGUAUGCAGCCUGAUGGUUCAGUUUUCAUCGAAUGCGAUGGCGAUAGCAAGGUUGUCUUUUGUUACCAUGGAGAUUCGCAUGAGGGAGUCAUGGCUAGGAGUGUUGUCUCUCUUUGCUCAGGCCUGGGUGGAAUGGACCUGGGGGCCCACAGAGUGGGCUACAAUACUAAGGUGAUGUGUGAUGUGAGUGAGCUUGCAACAAAGAGCCUGAGCAUCAAUUUCGGUUCGACCGUAUGCAUCGUUCAGGGAGACCUGCAAGAUGAAUCGACGAUGCGGGCCGUGCACACAUGCAUUGGGUGCGCUUCCCCCGUCAUUGCCGCCGGUUUCCCGUGUCAGCCGUACUCUCGGCUUGGUGACCUACGAGGAUUCAGCGACCCAAGGGCGCAAGUGCUGAGCUCGAUCUUGAGGAUCGGUUGGCUCACACAGUGUGGAGGAAUCGUCCUGGAGUGUGUGUCAGGGGCGGGGGAGAGUAGAGAAGUCAUCUCCAUGUUGAAGGACUUUUGCUCUUUGUUGGGCCUCCAGUCAGUUGAUGGCUCUUUGAGGCUUGAGAGGCUUUGGCCCAGUCGCCGCUGCCGUUGGUGGUUUGUUGGCACCCCUGCUGGAUGGCCACCUGUGCACUUUCGUGAUCUGCCGAUAGGUGAGUGGAAGACCAUUAAAGACCUCUUUCACUCCUGGCCAUUGUGGGGUCAUGAUGCUGAGAGGAGUCUGGCUUGGGAUGACCACGAGACACAGAUCUUCAGAAAUCCCCAGUAUGGCAAAACCGACAGACGACUGCAGAUCAAUGGUCAAGCACCCACUGCACUACAUUCCCAAGGAGCACAUUUUCGUCCUUGCCCCUGUGGCUGCAGAUCCAAGGGUUUCAGUGAGGACAGAUUGUUGAGGGGAGGUGUGCAUAGCAUCGAGGUGCGUUCGGGGCAUGACGUCUCAGUCUCACGACAUCCUCACCCAGCUGAGCUUGGCUUUCUGCAAGGGAUCGACCUUGGCUACACAUAUGCCCAGCCACUCAAGGAUCAGUUGUGCUUGGUCGGACAAGUGGCGUCCCCUUUUCAGGCCGCUUGGGUCUUUCUGCUGAUUGAGGAGUCUAGACCUGAUGGUGUGCCGGUCGAUGCGGAGGGGGCACUUCUGUUGUUUGCACAUGAUCUGAUAUCUCAGCAUGAUGAGAAGUGGACCUUUGCCCACAUGAACGAGCCUGUCAACUGUCAGGUCAGCUGCCUUGGUGAACCUGCAAUUACCUUCCGGGCUGAUGGCACCGCCAGAGUCGGAGAUUUUGUCGCUGCACAAGAAAAGCUGGUCAAGGGUAGUUCUUUGCAAGUCUUCCGCCAUGGACGACUGAGCACGCCUGACGAUCAACUACAAGCAGGAGAUUUCAUUUGCUCAGCUAAGGAGGUUGACAAGACGAGUGGAACCAUUUCGCUGUCUUUCGCCUGGUGUGGCCGCACAAUCACUAGAACAUGCGAGGCAGGGACUCGGCUGUUUGAGAUUGUCUAUGACAUCACUGAGGGAGUUGAGUGUGCCGUUUUUCUCUUUGGCAAAGACCUUCGCAUCUCCUUGGACACUCCAAUCUGGUUUGAUAGCCAUUUUGAGAUCGCCACACUUGUGAGAGGGGGUGGAAAGAAAACACAUGCAUUGCUCCAGCUUGUUGCCCGUGAUCAUGAGCUGCAACGUUGGUUUGCUGAGCGUAGAGCCGAUGGAACAGUGCACCCAGGGUAUGAUGCCGGCCUUGAUGAUGUCACUAUGACGUAUGCUGCAAGGGCAUUGAUCCAGGCUGCAGGUACGAAAGACCUCCAUUUUGUCGCUCCUCGUAUGACCUCCACCUGGCUUGACAUGCAGGUAGAUGAAGAGCGUGACCUUGUUUGCAAUGAGCUCAGCUACUUUGAUGGGUCCAGAGUCCUGGCACUGAUUGGCCGAGACGGUCAUUGGUCUGUUCUGGACUAUACCAUGCAUGAUGCUGGUGCUGAAGCCACUUGUGUUGAUGGAAUUGCUGACCGCCUGAAGCCUGAGGUGCAGGCUGUUGCGAGCAUGAUUCAUGCCACUUUUGGAUGUGGGCCCAUCAGUCAUGUUGCCGCCAGCUGUUUCCAACAGGGCGAUGACAACUUUUGUGGAGCCGUAGCCCUGCUGCACAUUGGGUGGCGCCUUGGCCUUUGGAACUCAUUUGAUGAAGGUGAUGUGAGAGCUUGGUACUCCAUCCUCAGAUGGGGUGUUGCCACUGUUUCCUAUCGAGGCGGAGGGGGCAAGUCUCAGCUUGACCCACUUGAGGAAUGGCUACGCCCCUUUCUUGAGGGCAAGGGAGUCCCACCUGACCUUGUGGCUGAUCGCAUCCAAGCAGCCGUCAAGGCACUAGGACGAGACAAGAUUGAGGAGGCCAUUAAAUCCAAGAACCCCUGGGCUCAGCUCAAGACCAUUGGCAAUAGCAAGUCCAGACCCUUCCUGUGGGUGCACUACGAUGAAUUGCGUCGCCAUGUCGAGGACAGGGCCAAGGAGAAAUGGGGAGCUUCAGCUGAUGUUCCAAAGCGGAAGGGCAGUGGGAAAGGCAAAUCCAAGGAGGCCAAGAUUGAGUCAUUGCUGGAGCCUUCACGUCUCAGUUUGGUGUCAGGCAUUUUCUUUGCGAACAGUAAGGAAGUUGCUCAGAUUGAUGUCUCCGAAGUCCGAUCGGGGGCUACUGGCAUAGCUUUCUGCCGCUUAGAGUCAGCCAUCCCGUACAUCGCAGACAAGAAGUCUAUCAGCAUGAGCCCUUUGAUGCUUCUCAUCAUUGAUGGGGACCCUGUUGAUGAUGACCGCUUGAAGCCCAUGACAGUCCCAGCGUGCUACAAGGGCACUGAGGAGCCUGUUCUAGUGAGCUGCAGGGCGCUCCAGCUUGGAGAUGUUGAGGUUUGUGAAAAGAAUGGUCCCGCCCCUGAGAUCGGUGUCCUUCCAACGAGAGUGCUCCGAAUCCAGAUCUUCCGAGAUGAAGUUGAGGACUGGAAAUCAGUUUCGCUGAGGCCAUUGAAACACCUUACUGACCACAUUGGGGCACUCCAGCUCUGUCGAGAGGCAGGAUGCGAUUGCAAGUGUGGCUGUUUCCAUCCUACGGUUGAGGAGAACGGAGCUGAGUCUGCCAUCACCGAUCGUUGGGGAUGGCGAUGGGCAAGACUCGAUGGACGCAAAUGCUCCCAGGCUGACUCUGAGGUCCUCUCACUGUUUCUGAGGGUUCCUGAAUCCGCGUUCACCUCUUUGCUGGAAAGCUCAGGACAUUGUGGGGUAUACGUUGAGCCGCGUCAGACCAAUGGUGCUGGCACAGACCCUGCAUACUCAGUGAUUUGGCUUGGAGGUAUGUCAGCAGCACAGGUUCGUCACAUUGUGAAGACGGAGGAUUGCAUCUCUUCAAUUGCUCGUCUUGGGACCCGGUUCGGGGUUCGCACUCUUGAGAAGCAUGCAGAGUUUGUCCACAAGAAGGUCAGCCCCACCAAGCCGUUCUUGAAGGGCAAUAUGGCACAUGUGUUUCGAGUUGGCCCAGUUCCUGCAGGCUCUCACCGACAAGGCCUCCAGGAUGCCUUCAAGCAACAUGGGUGGGACAUCAAGCCCCUCCACCCUGUCAAAGGUGGCUCUGGCUGUGCAUGGGAAGUUGGAGCUCGAGAUCAUCCGCCAGCACCUGCUCUGCGGCUCUCGAGUGGCUAUGUCACGAUCACCCAUGUCCGCUCCACUGAUCAGACGAGAGACAAACCGGUUGUGAUCGCCAGCUCCAAGACCCUUCAGCGGAUUAAGUCAGAUGCUGGACCCUCUCAGUAUGAAGCUUCAUGGGGCACAGAGGUCAAGUCGAGUGGGGACCCCUGGUCACAAUGGCUCCGACAGCGAGAAGGCCCCAGUGGAGUCAACCAUGGAACGACUCCCGAGAUCGUCUCCAAGAUCCAGUCUGUUGAAGAGCGAGUCCGCCAUGAAGUCUCCAGCCAGUUGAAGGCUGAUCUCAAGGAGCUUGUCAAGGACAGGGAUGAGGAUAUGGGAGAGCAACAGGCGGUGCAUGAAGAGCGCUUUGCCCAGCUUGAGGCUGAUAUCCAGAUCCUUCAGCAACAAGGACAAGAGCAAGCAACGCUCUCGCUCACGCAGCAAGAGCAACAAGCCCAGCCUGCGAGUACUCCUGGCCCAGUGCAGCAAGCUCUCGAGGGGGAGGCUGACCCUUUGCUGCGUUCUUCUACCUCAGCGCGGCCCACUGGGACCGUGAUUGGCAGUCGGGGUGAUGCCUUUGACUCGAUCGAGUGCUGCACACAGGCGGUUUUGAGUGAUCAGCUGGGUGGUGACCUCUUGCCGGCCUCCUCUACCUCAGCGCAGCUCUUCGAGACUGCGAACCCCGGUCGGAGUGAGCCCCUGGCUUGGUUCUCAGCCGCCCCUGAGGGCCUAGGAGUUGGACGAAAUUUUGAUCAGGUUGAAGGCUUUGAGGAUGGACUUCGAUGGUCGCUGGGUAGCCCUGAUGGUGCCAUUGUGGGUGUGGCUAACCCCUCAGGUGUUGCGGGCAAGUUGGACAUCUUCAAAUCUUUUUGCCCUGGCUGGUUUGGCGUUUGUGAGACCCAGGCCACAUUCCAGAUUCAGAGACAAUUCAAUGCGGCAGUCAGAAAUACAGGCAAAGACUUCAAGUUUUCUGCUGUCCAUGGUGCCCCUGCGCCUUUUCGGCCGGGAUCCAGCGUUGCAGGGAGCUGGACUGGUACGUCCCAGUUUAGCUCAUCUCCAUUACGACAAGUUCAGAUUAGUUGGCCUUCUGAUGAGUUCUCCAGUGGACGCCUAUGUGUGGCGGCGGGACGAUUGCAGGGCAUGCCUGCGGUGAUUGCCACGGUGUACUUACCGCCGAAAGGCCCGACAUACCCUCGGGCGAAGGAAUUGGGGGAGGAUCUUCUCCGACCGCUGUCCCAAGAGUUGGUUUAUGGUCGUAGUGGCUGCAGAGCAAUCAUUGGGGACUUCAACUGUGCCCCUGGUUCGCUUGUGGCACACCAGCUGUGGCAAGACUGUGGCUGGAUUGAAGUUCAAGAUGAGAUGGCACGGAGGCAUGGAUUGACCCCUUUCAACACAUGCAAGGGUGCUUCAAGGGCAGACCAAAUAUGGAUAUCGCCUGAACUGUCACGCUUCUUGACCGAUGUGGGUUAUGCCGACCUUUUUGCAGACCAUCGCUUGUUGGUGGCCAGGUUUGCAGUUCCAAAACAUGAUGAAAUGCAGUGGUUCUGGCAACAACCCCAACGACUUCCUUGGCAUGGGGUGAACAAAGAAGACAUGCGUGUUUGCUAUGAGGCCAUGCCCGAGAUUGAGAGGAGCUCAGACACCACCUCCACCCUUAGGCUGCGGCAGUGUUCUCUCCAAGUCCCCUCGAACCCUCGGGAGGGUCAUUUUGUGAUCCAGGACUCUUUCCUUGGUAGGGCAGUUCAAUUGUGGUAUGCUCAACUCCGGCGGCUUGAGUCUUUGCUGCACAACGUCCGAAGGGGUUCCAACUCGCAUGAGGCUGCUGCGGAGAGAUCCAUUGUAUGGCAGCGAAUCCUCACUGCCAAGGGAUUUCAGAAGAACUUUGCUCGAUGGUGGCGCCAAAGGCCGAUUAAGUUGCAAGGUGCCCCUGACUGCUUAGACUCAUGGCCCCCAGAGACCGGGACCCUAGAGGUCAUCGUCAAUGACUUCAAGCAGAACUAUGACAGAUUCUCGUCUUGGCACCGUGAUCGUAGACAGCGAGUCAUCCAGGCAAAGUGGAAAGAAGGACAGGAUUCUUGUUUUCGGGUCGCAAGACCAAAUCCCAAGGAACAGCUUGAGACUUUGGUUGACACAGUUGAACAGUGCAUUGAGGUUUGUGAUGCCAGUCGUCAGCUUGUGCGAGUCAGCUAUCCUUUUCCCACAGAGAGAAUCCUGAAAUGGACAUUGAAUCAAGUGCCUGCGAUUGUACGCUGUGUUGACGGGUUGUAUGAGGUUGAGAGUGACCUUGUGCUGUGCGAUGGCCAAGUUUUGAGUUGCAAGCUGAUUGUUGAUGAGAUCUCUGUCAUCCAAGAGCGCCUGCUUGAACUAUGGAAUGGGCGAUGGGGUCGACACGCUGGGGUGCCUGAGAGCCAUUGGCAGCAGAUCUGUGACUUUGCCCGCAGGUUUCUUCCUCGUGCUGCCCUUGAACUCCCCCCGGUCUGCUACGAGCAAUGGAUAGUCUGUGCCAAGGCAUUCAAACUCAAGGCAGCCACCGGGCCUGACGGUGUUUCCAGAGAGGACAUUCUCUCGUUGCCACGGACAGCAAUCGAGGAGCUCCUCAACAUCUUCUCCGACAUUGAACGGGGGGCCCCAUGGCCUGACCAGUGGAGGAGGGCGUUUGUGCACUGCGUUGAGAAAUUUGCAGGGGCUGAAGCGGUGUCAGGGUACCGCCCUAUUACAUUGCUGAGCAUUGUCUAUAGGCCCAUUACUGCCCCGGAGCUCGAGCCCUGUCGUUUGUUGACAAUUUGGAGGUUGAGUCUAGAGGCGGCAGGAGUGCGAACUGUCUUGGAGGCUCGGGACCUCGGUGGUCAGGCUGGACACUCCGAGCUGGUUGAUGGCAAGCUUUCUGGUUUUGAGGCCGAGCUCCUGCACAAUGUGCGUGAUGGCACCUUCUUCACUCGGGACAGCAUUGGCAAGUUUGCUGACGGGGGAGAUGCAUGCCCACAUUGCGGUGGGAAUGACUCAAGGGAGCAUCGCUUCCUGGAGUGUGUUCAUUAUGCUGACAUUAGAGAGAGGCUAGGUUUUGACCAUGCUGCAUGGUGGGAGUGCCCUGCGCCCCUUGCCUUGCAUGGACUAUGCGAUGUGAGCCCGUUCAAGACCCUCUUUUGGACUGCGCUUGAAAGUCUCCAUGAGGUUGAAACCUUUUUCAGCUUUGAGCCACCGGCCGAACGACACCGUCAUGUUUUCACUGAUGGUUCUGGCACUGACCAGGACAUCCCUGACAUUGCCUUAGCGGCUUGGGCUGUUGUACAUGAAGGGUCUUCGGCAGUGGUAGCUGCCGGGGGGCUUCCCGGUGUGGUUCAAACAGUCCCUAGGGCUGAGGCCUAUGCUGUGCUCCAGGCAGUCCGUUGGGCUGUGGCAGAGGAAGACACAACUCAUAUCUGGUCUGACAGUCUUGGGACGGUUGAGACCUUUCGCAGCGUCCAGGCCGGAGAUGGUUUUUCGGCACAUCUUGAGAACGCGGACAUUUGGAACCAGAUUUCUGAUGAGCUUGAGUUUUGUGCCGGAACCUUCCGUAUACAUAAGAUCCCUAGCCAUAGCCUUGAGGAGGACUGCCAAGGACCUUUUGAAGACUGGUGUAGGGUGAACAACUCCAAGGCCGAUAAUGCUGCAAAAUUUUCAAAUGCUUCUAGACCAUGCUGGUUUGCCUCUGUCUACGCAAAGCACAGGGAGCAUUGGCAGAAAACACACGCCCAGUUUGAACGGAUCACUGCAUUGCACCUUGAAGUUGCCCGGAGAGACCUAGAAAGCCGAGAUGAGCCUUUGCAUGUGGUUGAGAAUUUGUUUGAAGACUUAGGAGUUUGCUGUUUCCGUUCUGAGAAAGUUUGCCUUGCACAGACCAAUAGGCGCGAGGUGUUCCACCCUCGAAGCCUCAUCUCCGACCAGAAGCGCUCCGUGGGAUAG
Molecule: messenger RNA, 7773 nt
Organism: Durusdinium trenchii
Lineage: Eukaryota; Dinophyceae; Suessiales; Symbiodiniaceae
Source: the annotation of a GenBank genome assembly